CCGGUGCCCUCUGUUCAUCUUUCGGCACAAAUCCACUAGAAAUGGAAAGCUACGUAGCCGGAUAACUUUUGUGUUGUUUUAUUUAUUGAAUAAACCCACUUGAUGUCGAAGAUAUGGAAUCUAAAAUAAAAUAGCAGUGCACAACUUUUAUUUACAUUACUGCAGGGCUCCAUCACGUAGAAGCGGCCACCACCGAAAUGACCAACCUGAACUGGAAACCGUUCAUCUACGGAGGGAUGGCCUCUAUUGUCGCAGAAUUCGGUACAUUCCCCAUAGAUCUGACUAAGACGCGGCUGCAGGUGCAGGGCCAGUCCCAGUACAUGGAGGUGCGCUACCGGGGCAUGUUCCACGCCCUGUUCAAGAUCGGCAAGGAGGAAGGCAUCAAGGCACUGUACUCUGGCAUCUCCCCAGCUCUCCUGAGGCAAGCCUCCUACGGGACCAUCAAGAUUGGGACAUACAACACACUGAAGAGGUUAUUUGUGACCCAUCCGGAAGAUGAGACCAUGGUGAUCAAUGUGUUCUGUGGAGUGGUGUCUGGAGUCUUGUCCUCCUCUCUGGCCAACCCCACUGAUGUCGUCAAGAUCCGCAUGCAGGCCCAGGGCAGUCUGUUACAAGGCAGCAUGAUGUCCAACUUCAUUAGCAUCUACCAGACGGAGGGAACCCGUGGCCUGUGGAGGGGCGUCAUCCCUACAGCUCAGCGGGCAGCCAUCGUAGUGGGAGUGGAGCUUCCUGUCUAUGACAUCACUAAGAAGCACCUCAUCAAGUCUGGCACCAUGGGAGACACCAUACUCACACACUUUAUUUCCAGUUUUAUGUGUGGCCUGGCGGGGGCGCUAGCCUCCAACCCAGUGGACGUAGUGCGGACACGUAUGAUGAACCAGCGAGUGCUGUCAGGGAACCCCAUGUAUAAAGGCACGCUGGACGGAGUAAUGCAGACAUGGAAGAACGAGGGAUUCUUUGCCCUGUACAAGGGCUUCUGGCCCAACUGGCUGCGGCUGGGGCCAUGGAACAUCAUUUUCUUCAUCACAUUCGAGCAGCUGAAGAAACUCAACUUGUAGUUGGACAGGAAGUGGACACCCCGUCGGACUAGAUGCAGGGAUGGGCAACUCCAGUCCUCGGGGGCCGGAGUGUUGUCCCACUUUUUCCCCAUCCCUAGCAAACACAACUGAUUAAGGCCAGGCACCAUACCAUAUUGGGGAUUUUAUUUUAUCUUAAUCAUAUAACAAUCUACUUUUCCUAGUUGAAUAUAGACAAAGUUUUGUAUAAAUGUUUGAAAUAUUAAAAGAUAUGCAAAUUAGGUAAUAAGUAUACAUAUUUACAUACCAUACAAAUUAAUUUUUUAUAGAUGCUGGAUGAAUUCUGCCUAAAUGUUUGUUUCAGUUUAAGACACUCCAGGACCUGACUUGUCCAGAGCAGAUUCUGGAUAAACUUUUUAUCUUUAAAAACUUGUAUAUUUAAAAAAUUCAUUUUUUGUGUGCAAUUUUCCAAAUGUUAUCUAGAAUUUUAAAAAGUUUCAUCAACAAUUCCCCCUGGGCAAGUCUGGAGAAUAUAUCUAAGGAUAACUACACACAAUUAGAAUGCAGAUGCUUCUGAAGCUGAGAAAAAUAAGUUGGCGGUGGGAAGAGUCUGACUUUUUGGAAAUGGCAGGUAAAGACAAGUACACUGAAUUAAGAAUACCAAAAGCCUAUUCAGACCAAAUCACCAUCUCUUCAAAGUAAGUUAUUACAUGUAGUCCAGUUUGGAACAUUCUAUGAAAUGAGCUUCGAAAUUGUGUAAUUCAGUGAACUUUAAAAUGAUUGAUGUAUGUCCAAUUUUAAAGUGGUUAAAAUUCAUAAUGUUGAUGACGGUAGUAUGAUCAACUAAAGAAAAUAUACAUUUAUCAAGUUCGACAUUUUUAAGUUUACUUCUUGAAAAUACUAAAAUGAAUUAACCAAAAUGCCAACAAACCUCAAAAUUGAUAGGUAGAUGCAAAAAUGUCACUUCGGCCUGUGGUGCCUGGCCUUAAACUGAAGAUCAUGAUUAGUUGAUUAUUGGAGUCCGGUGUGUUAGCUUGGGCUAAAGUGUGACAACAAUCAGGCCCCCGAGGACUGGAGUUGCCCAUUACUGGUCUAUAGUGUGUUGGAGAGCGGGAAACCCCACAACACCCCAGCCCACGUGUCAAACUCAUUCCACGGAGGUCCGAGUGUCCAGGUUUUCACUCCUCCCUUGUACUUGAUUGAUGAAUUAAGGUCACUAAUUAGUAAAGAACUCCUCUCACCUUGUUGUCAAGGUCUUAAUUAAAAGGAAAAAACAAAAACCACUAGGCCAGGGUUAUUCAACUCUUACUCUACGAGCAUGCUGGUUUUCUGUUCUACCUGAUAAUUAAUUGCACACACCUGGUAUCUCAGGUCUAAAUCAGUCCCUGAUUAGAGGGGAACUAUGAAAAAUGCAGUGGAACUGGCUUUGAGGUCUAGACUUGAGUUUGAAAACACUAGGCCCUGCAUGGAAUGAGUUUGACGCCUCAGCCCUUCGUCCUUGUUACAUUCACAAUCCCUCCCUCUGUCACACAAUCUGUAUGUCUGUGCAUGCUCAUCUAAGUGUUAUUUUAGUUUUAUUUGAACUUUUAAUAAUAUUGAUAGUAUAAAAAAAAUCAUUUAAAGUUAUUAGUUGUAUUAUGUUUUUUAAAACACUUCUUCAUACCCCUCAACCACCCUUGAGGCCUCUCCUGGCAGCUAAACCUUAGGUUGUAGCUGAGGACGGAAGCCUGUUUGGGCCAUAAGGUAUUAGCUAGGUAGGUUGCCUGCCAGCUUGCUACCUUCUUAGUGAGGAGGAGGACUAUCCUGGGUGGAACGGGAACUGGAGAUCUACUUGAGCUUAUUUAGAGAGAUGUGGAAUGGGCCUCUGUUUGUGUCUGACCUAGUUUUUAACCGCAUCUCUGCACUUCAUGGGACAUGCAGGAAAAAGACAAAGGUUUUAUGUAAUUUCAGCCAGAAAGUAGCGCUCACGAGCCAAAACUGGUUCUGAAAAUUGUGCACAGCUGUGUACGUCAACUAUUUUGUAUAUGUUCCUUCCUGAAAUUAAAAAAAAAAAGAAGUUGUCCUGCAAUUCGUAUGAUAUGUUACGUAUUCCAAUUCGUACAAUAUGUUACAAAUGUAAAGAUCUGGUUCAAUCUCUUUAAAUGUUUAGAAUUGUUGUUUUGCCUGUCUGAUCUGACGUUUGAAUAAUCUAUUCACUGUUUUGGGCAGCGCUAGCUAGCAGAGGAUGCAUGAUGGGUUAACCGGGUUUUUAUUGUCAAAUCAUUUAUUCUCAAUGACUUACCUUUUUAAGAAAAGGUUACAAUAGAUUCUGUUUUGUCUUUUAGAGGAACUCAGGACAAAGCUGAGACUCUAUCUGUAUGGCCAAUAAGAUGGGAUUGGGGACUCUUUUGUCAUUACUUGAAUGCAGUCUGUUGUUGAACCAAAGCCACCAGUUGUUCCCCGAAGAGUGACUGCUUUCUGUGCAUUUCACUACAAAACCCCCCGAAUACCUGAUAAGUUGUUGGCGCACGCACAAAUUCUACUGUAAAAAACAUGUCACUUUUCGUCAGAAGGUAGUAUAACUAUUGAAAGGUUUUAGAUUGUUAUUUUCCUUUGCCCUCUCCAAGUCCCCUGACCUCUGUGUGAAACAGAGAUAUGUUUUUUCUUGUCCGGAACAAGCAUGGCAGUGGAAGCAAUUAGGACAUUUCUUGGACCUGCCUGGUUGUCAUGGUGAUUCCCAUAAGUACAUUAUGUACAUGUAUGUACAGAGAGACACAUGUGAAGGUGGAUACACCAUAUUGUGACAGGCAUGUCUAGCUUGUACAUAAAGCUACUUCAGAGUACUUGCUUUUUGUUUCUAUUUUGAGGUUUGCGUAAAGCCCUGAAUAGAAAUGGCCUGUAGUACUAGGAUAUGGGGGCCGUAGUGCCAAAGUGUGCAUGUACUGCACCGCUGUUGUAAAGCGCUGUCCCUGAAUAGGUCAGUGUUGGCUAGGUACCAGGAGAACUGCACUGUUACAUACUUACUCAAGCCUUACACUUUACUUUCAUAAUCAUGUUUCUAAUUUCUAUGAUGCCUCUUUCUGUGCCUCUGCCUCAUGUCCCAUGGUCAUGUUGAGUUGKGUUUUUAUUAGAAUGACAAGUUUUGUUGUAGCAUUUCCAGAUCAUGUAUAUGGAUAUUAGGUGUGAGAGAUGUGGGUGUUAUGUACUGUGUAAUUAAUUGAAACCAACGUCCUGUUUUCUUUAGGUUUGAUUUUUACAGAUCAUGCUUACGGGCGGCAGAUGGCCUAGCGGUUAGAGUGUUCGGUCAGUGACCGAAAGGUUGCUAGUUUAAAGCCCUGAGCCAACAAGUUGAAAAAUGUGUCUGUGCCCUUGAGCAAGGAACUUAGCCCUAAUUGGUCCAUGUUCGCCGUUGAUAAUGGCAGACCCUGGCCGUGACUUCACUCUCCAAGGGUGUCUGAGUUGGGAGAUGGAAAAAAAUAAUAAUAAUAAAUCACAAAUGCGUAUGAAUAGACUUGUACAUGUGUGAAAUAGGACAAUUAUAAGCAUUCAUUUGUUGUUUCAGCAGUCAUGUUUUAAUAAGCCGUCCUUUCAGCUUUACCAUGAUGAUGUGUCUUUACCAUGAUGUAAUACUUUUUUCCCACAGAGAAUAUUGUGUGGGAUUUUUUCCUUUUAAACACAUCCAUUGUUUGUGUGGAAGAGACUAUUAUAUUGGCUAAUAUAUUUAGUCAGAUUUAUUGAAAAAUAUGAAUGAAUAACUUUUAUUUUUA
Messenger RNA from Salvelinus sp. IW2-2015, 4762 nucleotides. Its product is annotated as brain mitochondrial carrier protein 1-like. NCBI's taxonomy places the organism in Eukaryota, Metazoa, Chordata, Actinopteri, Salmoniformes, Salmonidae. The record is from RefSeq and is a predicted model, not a curated record. Gene Ontology annotation, biological process: transmembrane transport. Gene Ontology annotation, molecular function: transmembrane transporter activity.